Molecule: messenger RNA, 417 nt
Organism: Pelodiscus sinensis (Chinese soft-shelled turtle)
Lineage: Eukaryota; Metazoa; Chordata; Testudines; Trionychidae
Source: RefSeq, a predicted model, not a curated record
CCCUCCAGCCUGGCCUCUCUGAGCUGCUCCCCACCCUCAGUCAAGAAACUGGGGUGCUUGCCCUGCACCCCAUCAGCCCUCAAGUCCCUGGCCUGCCUGGCAUGCAACCCCUCGGUCAAGUCGGUCAGCUCCUCCUGCAGCUUCUGCAGCAGCGACCCCAUCGUGGCCUACGACCCCCCAGCCCGGAGCUCGUCCCCCUCCAGCUACGACGAGGAUGAUUACAGUGUGCGCACCAUCUGGCCUGAGGAGCUGGCCAAGAAGAUGAGCCGCUCCCGCACCCAGCAGCAGGGGGCGCCCCUGAUCCUGGAUUGCCGCAACCUGGUGCAGUACACCAAGAGCCAGCUGCAGGGCGCCAUGCACUUCAGUGUGUCGGACGCAGCUGGCAGGCGGCACCCCUGUCCCUCUGGCCCCUCCUGA